Aspergillus candidus is the source of this 597-nucleotide messenger RNA. RefSeq names its product TRAPP subunit TRS20. Gene Ontology annotation, biological process: endoplasmic reticulum to Golgi vesicle-mediated transport. NCBI's taxonomy places the organism in Eukaryota, Fungi, Ascomycota, Eurotiomycetes, Eurotiales, Aspergillaceae. The annotation marks the transcript as partial. Gene Ontology annotation, cellular component: nucleus; TRAPP complex; cytoplasm. The transcript has a single exon. The record is from RefSeq and is a predicted model, not a curated record.
GUACCUCAAACACAUCGACACCUACCCACCCGCAGCAGCAUUCAUCUCCGCCUUCCUCGCCCCCUCCGGCGCGCGCUUCCUCCUCCUCCACCAACCCCCGCAACUCCCAACAGCCGGCUCCGCCGCCGCCGCAUCAACAGGAGCAGCCGGAGCAGCAGCCCCCGGCACCGGCAGCGUCAGCAGCAGCAGCGGGGCGUCCUCGCUGCUGGGCUCCUCUUUCGCGGCGACGGCGUCCUCCUCGCGCACCUCGUCGAGCUCCAUUGCGGCUAACCCGACCUCUCCGCAGACGGAGGAGGCGGUGCGCCAGUUUAUGAGUGAGGUUUAUGAGAAUUACGUGAAGACUGUUAUGAGUCCGUUUUAUAGGCAGGGGAUGGAGAUUACGAGUCCUGUUUUUAGGGGGAGGGUUACUGCUGCGGGGAAGAAGUGGUUGUAAUCUUUUCUUUUGGGAAGGAGGAGGUUUGAUUGUGAGUGGUUUGUGGUUUGUGUAUUUUAUUUAUUUUUUUUUGCUUUUUCUCCUUGCUACAUGUGAGGCUAGCGUGGCGUUCUUGACGGGUUAGAUAGCUUGGUUAUUCCUUGGUCUAUCGGUAUCAGCAUAUU